Molecule: messenger RNA, 2037 nt
Organism: Fomitopsis serialis
Lineage: Eukaryota; Fungi; Basidiomycota; Agaricomycetes; Polyporales; Fomitopsidaceae
Exons: 8
Coding region: 1-2037 (678 amino acids)
Biological process (GO): L-leucine biosynthetic process
Cellular component (GO): mitochondrion
Molecular function (GO): 2-isopropylmalate synthase activity
Source: RefSeq, a predicted model, not a curated record
AUGGUCACAACAAAGCGUGUGGCGAGGCUCCCAGAGGACGCACCACUACCUACCGCAGGCGGUACCUCGACCGCGCUCGGACUGCUCGCCGGUGCCGACCGAGUCGAGGGCUGUCUUCUCGGGAACGGUGAGCGGUCAGGCAGCGUAGACCUCGUCGCCGUCACGCUCAACAUGUAUAUGCAAAGCGUGCCUUGCAGACUGGACCUCAGCAAUAUACAAUCCACGAUAGACCUCGUAACCGAGCUCACCUCCAUCCCUGUCCAUCCCCGGCACCCCUACGCCGGGGAGCUCAUCUUCACCGCCUUCUCCAGUCAGCACCAGGACGGGAUCAAGAAGGGGCUCAAGUCGCGAGGCGCGCCGGCCAGCCGCUGCUCUGGGACGUUCCGUACCUCCCGCUGGACCCUGCGGAUCGUUAACUCAGGCGGAACUCAGGAGGUACAAGUGCGGAUGUCAGCCAACGUGCGGUCGACCCGCGAAGUGAAGGGGCGUGCAGUUGGGAGGGAAUGGGAAGACGAGAAGAUCAGCGAGGCUCAGGCGCGGGAGCAUCAGCAAUGCGCGCGCCAGGCACCGGGGCUACAGGCUCAUGGGGCGGAGGCGCGACCUCUGGGACAACGAGUUCGGGAACAGCGGGCGCAGAUGGUGCAGCGAAGGAAGAGCCGCCCGGGACCAUCGUCAUCAAGCAGCGGUCUAUUGCGCUCCGAUGCUCUUGCACUUGGCUUCCAUCAUCCUCCGAAGUUCGCGCGACCGCUACGACCGACGGAAGACUUCGAGAACCUCAUCCAGCGUGCGGCACGCCAGCCCACCGGCCAGCCGACCACGAAGGCUAAGACUGGUCAGGCCGCUGUAAAGUCAGCGCCGGCUGCUAAGAAGUCCUCCACCGCUACGAAAGCCUCAUCGAAGGGCGCCACGGGUUCCAAGCGCGGCAGGCAGGAAACCCCAGAGAGAAAUGGCAAGACCUCCCAGCCCGACAUUCUGUCCCCGUCCGAGAAGCGGUUGUACGACAAGUUGAAAGCGAAGAUGGAGCAGGCCGAGAAGCAGGCGGCGGCCGAACAUCGAUCCAACGUACGAAGGACGAGCACAGCUAUGUUGCUAGAGGAGAACACGUCUGGCGCAGAGGACGAGGAGGAUGAGGAUGAGCAACUGAGGCGCAAGAAGGUGAAGAAGAACGUGGAGAUCAGGCUCAGCGAGGAUGAAGAACAGGACGAGCUUGUCGAGGAGGAGGAGGUGGCGGCGGAGGCGGAAGCGGAAGCAGAGGAGGAGAUGCGAGUGGAGCCAGAGCGAGAGGUGGGCAAUGCAAACGAUGUGGAUAAUCCCCCAGAGGCACCUCUGCCUCCGCGCCCCAAACCUAAACCAAGGCCUGCGUUUGGUUGGAAGCCGGCGAACGAACCUGAGAAAGCCAAGAAUGACCGGGGCGACACUUUGCUCGACGCAGACGAGCGUAACCUUGCGACAGCUCUCGGUAAGCCUCAAUCGUCGUCAGCAACGUCAAAAAACAAUCCGAAGGCAAGGCAGCGAAACAACCAUGCUCAUGGGGACAGUGGGUCAGAAGACGACGAAGAGCAACGCACUAAUGUCACGCAGCGUGCCAAAGCCAAGAAAGUGUGGCGCAUGGACGCCGUUGUCAUUGACUCACCUCCAAAAAAGGUGAAGAUUACGCAGCAGACGGUGGUCAACAAGAACAAGGGCAAGGGUGCGGCGGUCAAGACCAAGGGCAAGGGUGCAGCGGUUGAGAAGAACAAGGGCAAGGGUACGAGGGUCAACAAGAAGCAGAAGAAACAGCGUGACUGGUUGGACACCGACACCGAGUCGGAGAACAAGACCGAGCCGGACGCGGACGAUACGGAAGAAGACCAUGAGUCGGACAGUGACUCGGACAGCGACAGCGACAGCGACGACGAUGAUUCGGAGGAAGACAGAGACGUGGAGGACGAGGCGAUGGAUGAGGACAGUGAGGAUGAAGUGAUCGUUGUCAAGGCCCCGAAGAGUAAGGCCGGUGUGGGAAGCCCCACAGAGCAGGCCCGGAACCAAUGGAUAUAA